CCGCUCGCCUCUCUCUCUUUCCCGCUGUCAUGGCGGCGGCACAAGGCCCCGGUUCUUUCCUGACCCUCAGGCCCGACUCGGCCUCACCUCUCCCCCGGCAACAGCAGCGCCGCCGGCGCCUCAACAAGAACAAGAAGAAGAACUGGAACAAACACAGCGACAUCACUGAGGUGGAGGAGUUCCUGGAGGAUGUGCGGCUCCAGGAACGGACAGUCGGAGGCCUUGUGUCUGAAAAGUCAGAUGAUAACCUGUUCUUUGUUGACACUGGAGAUGAUGUAAAAGAUCUGAUCCAUAACAAAGGAAAACUGAAGCCUCUGAGAGUUGACCUCAUUCUACAGUCAGACUCCAGAGUGCCAGCACCCAAAGAUAUUUUAUUGUAUCAAAUUCCAAACAAUCGGAAGCUGAGAAGGAAAGUGGAAAGGGAGAAACGUUUUGGAAUUGUCUCCCGGAAAGAACGGCUGCUUAACACUAGAAUCCAGAAACCUGUGGUGAAGACAAAGCCCGUUUCCAACAACAACCCUACCAGGGACUUCUAUGACCUGUGGUCAAACACCAGUCCCCUGGAUAAGGAGCUGGAAGGCAAAGACACGUGGUUCUUGGAACAGACCAAAAAGAAACCACUCAAGCGGCCGUACAAGCUAAACCAAAAACCAUCCCAGGUCUCAGCGAUCGAAGUGAUCGCACCAGGCGGAUCAUACAAUCCCACCUUCGAAUCUCACCAGGCUCUGCUACUCGAAGCUCACGAAGUGGAAGUUAAGAAACUCCGAGCUGAGGAGAAGAUUAAUCGGCAAGUGGCUUUUCCAUCUUCAGAGGAACUUCCAACUGAGGAUACGGUGCUGCAGGAACUGUGUCAGGGUCUGUUGGUGGAUUCGGAUGGUGAAGAACAGGGCAAAGGGUCCAAAGCUGCUGAAGAAUCUAAGGAUGGCCUUGUGUGGCACGCUGUCUCUUGUGAGAAGAAAACAGAGAAGGAGCGGAAAAAACAGAAACUGAUGAAGAAGCAGAAACAUAGGUUAAAGCAGCAGAAGGAAGCUCAGCAGAAACAGCAGGAUCUCUUCCGACUGCGAUCCAUCAAGGGGGAAGUGAAGGAAUUGGAGCAAAAGCUGGCCAAGAGGAAAGCCGAGCGGGUGGAGAAGAGAAAGGUAGAGGCCAACAAACCCCGGCGCCUGGGCCGACUAAAAUACGAAGAUCCUGACCUUGAUGUAAAGCUCAGUGAUGAGCUCACGGGGACGCUUCGGGCUCUGAAGCCUGAGGGUAGUAUCCUUGCUGAUCGCUUCAAGAGCUUACAGAAGAGAAAUUUGAUCGAACCCAGGAUAAGAGCAAAGUUCAAGAGGAAGCACAAGUUAAAAUACGUGGAGAAGCGAGCGUUCCGAGAAGUGACGUUGUGACCUCUGUGCUUGGAAAGGGAAGAGAAUCUCAGCUGAAUGUGAUGUUUGUAUCAAUAAAAUAUCCACAGAAUUUCUGUA
Stegostoma tigrinum is the source of this 1463-nucleotide messenger RNA. RefSeq names its product NOP53 ribosome biogenesis factor (gene nop53). Bases 30 to 1385 code for a protein of 451 amino acids. The transcript is spliced from 13 exons. Lineage: Eukaryota; Metazoa; Chordata; Chondrichthyes; Orectolobiformes; Stegostomatidae. Gene Ontology annotation, molecular function: 5S rRNA binding. Gene Ontology annotation, cellular component: nucleolus. The record is from RefSeq and is a predicted model, not a curated record. Gene Ontology annotation, biological process: rRNA processing; ribosomal large subunit assembly.